Molecule: messenger RNA, 501 nt
Organism: Staurois parvus
Lineage: Eukaryota; Metazoa; Chordata; Amphibia; Anura; Ranidae
Source: the annotation of a GenBank genome assembly
CUAGUUUAUAAUGGUUAUCGAUCCUUUCCAAACAGAAAUGGCAGCAUGGAGGGGCUUGGUGAAGAUGGUGGUGAAGGUAUGGAGAUGUCUGAUCGGGUCACUCAGCUCAUAAAAGGAGAUCCGCCCGGCCUCAUAAUCCAGAUAGAUCCUGAAUUUAUGGCUGGUAGGCUUGUGGAGAAAUGGAAUACGUAUACAUUCAUGCACCUUAUUAUACUCAUCAUGGUUACACCUUUGCAAACACCAGGAAUCUUUAUUAUCCCCAAUAUAUGAUUUCCGGUCCAUGCUUGGAUAGCACAGUCCGACUCUCCAGCUACUUGAAUAACUCGUGUCCACCUCCCAGCAAUGCCGCCCUGAAGAAAAGCUUCUCCUGCUGAGAACUUGAUAGUACUUAAAUCUUUUGGGAGAAUCUGGACGAUUUAGUUUUACUGCUACUAAAGAUGCAGUUUUUAAAUCCAUUGAAAUCUUUAUAUCAUUAGCAGCUGUUUCCUCAUCUAGUAAAAC